Miscanthus lutarioriparius is the source of this 390-nucleotide messenger RNA. NCBI's taxonomy places the organism in Eukaryota, Viridiplantae, Streptophyta, Magnoliopsida, Poales, Poaceae. The record is from the annotation of a GenBank genome assembly.
AUGUACCUGAAGAUGGGCACGACCGGCGUGGUGGUGGCGUCGUCCCUGGGCGCGGCGAGGACGUUCCUCAAGGCGCUGGACGCGAAGUACGCCAACCGGCCGGCGGUGGCGAGCGCCGCGGACAUCACGUACGGGUGCCAGAACAUGGUGUUCGCGAACUACGGGCCCAAGUGGAAGCUGAUGCGGAAGCUCGCCAGCGUGCACCUGCUCGGGGCGCGCGUGCGACGCGACGAGGCCGGCCACCUGCUUCGCGGCGUGGCGGAGGCCGCCGCGGCCGGGCGGCCCGUCGUCGUGCCGGAGGUGCUGGUGUGCGCCCUCGCCAACAUCGUCGGGCAGAUCACAGUGAGUAAGCGGGUGUUCGACGCGCAGGGGGACGAGUCCAACAGGUGA